This is a messenger RNA of Caretta caretta (loggerhead turtle), 5846 nucleotides long. It is a transcript of the gene NOS1, whose product is annotated as nitric oxide synthase 1. Lineage: Eukaryota; Metazoa; Chordata; Testudines; Cheloniidae. Gene Ontology annotation, biological process: nitric oxide biosynthetic process. The record is from RefSeq and is a predicted model, not a curated record. Gene Ontology annotation, molecular function: FMN binding; nitric-oxide synthase activity; heme binding.
GGCGGCUCUAUAAGAGGCGUAGGGCGCGGCGCACACAGAGCCUGGCCUCUCUAAGGAGGGCUGCAGCCGCUCGCUCCGCACCCCGCCAAAGCCCUGCUCGGGCGCCCGAGUGAAGUCGGGGUCAGCGAUGAUCGGAUACCGGAGGCACAUCAAGGAAUAAAUUCCUCCGCGGCCACCCGCCUUGAGCUCAUCGCUGGGGCUCCCUCCCUCCAUAUUUUUGCUGCCUUUUCAUCUCCCCGCGAAGAGACGCUCGGUGCUUGCAGGGGGGGGGCUGGGGGAAGCUACUUAUUCCUCCCCCGGCGCGGGAGAGCGGCGCAGCCAGCCCCACUUGCGGGGGAAGGGGGAACCCCGCCUUGGACAGCCAAAGGCGGCUGCUCUGCUGGAAGAUAGAGACGCUCAAGAUCCAUUCAGAGCCUAAAAACUAGACUGUGGAGAUGUCUGUGAAGUGAGCCAGUUCCCAAGCACAAGAUCAAGGGAUGAUCCGAGGCUGUCAUGUUUCCUCUCGAAUGUUUUGUCCCUGUGCCCCUCUUCAGCAGAGAGAUGCCUAGUUCUGCGCCUGCUCCCGCCAGCCCAGCCCUCUGUUGGUGACACACUCUUGCUGUCCCAGUGAAGGUUACCUGGGCUGCUGGCAUCAUUCCCGUACAAAAGAGAGAGCGGAGGGAGGAAUGAAUGAAUGAAAUUAUGCUGUUGAAGACACAGCUGGAACUGAUGUGCAACGACUGAUGCUCUGCAGAUUUUGCAACGAGACAAGUCAUUCCAGAGCCAACAAGUUCCUCCUUGCAAGCAGAGCUAAGCUGUACCCCCUUCUCAGCUGCUAAUCUCUCUGCUCAGCUGUGGGCUAGUCUGUGCUCAGUGGGUCUCGAGGUCUUGGGCUGCAGGCUAGAAGACCAAGGGCUACCAUGGAAGAGAAUGUGUUCAGUGUGCAGCAGAUACAGCCCAAUGUCAUUUCAGUGAGACUCUUCAAGCGCAAGGUUGGCGGUCUCGGUUUCCUGGUGAAGGAACGAGUCAACAAGCCCCCGGUAAUCAUCUCCGACCUGAUUCGGGGAGGGGCAGCUGAGCAAAGCGGCCUCAUCCAGGCUGGGGACAUUAUCCUGGCAGUCAAUGGCCGGCCCCUGGUGGACAUGAGCUAUGAGAGUGCCCUGGAGAUCCUGAGGAGCAUCGCUUCAGAAACCUAUGUGGUUCUGAUCCUGAGAGGUCCUGAGGGCUUCACCACUCACCUGGAGACCACUUUUGCCGGUGAUGGGAUGCCAAAGACUGUUAGAGUAACCAGACCUUUGUGCCCAACUGCCAAAGCGGUCGACUUAUCCAAUCCAAGAGAUCUGCAGCAGGGUGCAGACCAUACCAUGGGCUCGGCUAGUUCAGCAUGGGCCAGGGAGAACAGGAAGGAAGCGGAGUCCCUUGUGCACGUCAAUGGUGUGGUUACCAGCACUAAAGGCGAGGACGGGAAGGGAAGGGACAAUGCCGGUGCCAAUCCUUGCCUGAACGGUGGGGUCGAAAACAAUGAACUGCUAAAAGAAAUAGAGCCAGUCCUGAAACUCCUGAAGAGCGGCAGUAAGGAACUCAAUGGAGACGUGCCAACCAAGGUGGAGACAAGAGAUAUAGAAGUCCAGGUGGACUGUUUCAGGGAAGUGGACAAGUCCCAGAAACCUGCUCCAGCCGGGGUGGAAAAUGACCGAGUUUUCAAUGAUCUGUGGGGGAAGAGUGACACGCCCAUCGUCCUGAACAACCCCUACUUGGAAAAGGAGCAGCCACCACCAUCUGGCAGACAGUCCCCAACAAAGAACUUGGUGAAUGGAAGCCCUUCUAAGUGCCCACGAUUUGCCAAAGUCAAGAACUGGGAGACUGGCUCAGUGCUUCAUGACACUUUACAACUCAAGACAGCCAUGGCCAGUGCGUGCACAGAGCAGAUCUGCAUGGGCUCAAUAAUGACACCCACCCAGCAUGUCCGGAAACCAGAAGACACCAGGACAAAAGAGCAGCUGCUCCCCUUGGCUAAGGACUUCAUUGAUCAAUACUACUCCUCCAUAAAGAGGUUUGGCUCCAAGGCGCACAUGGAGAGGCUGGAAGAAGUGACCAAGGAGAUUGAAACCACAGACACCUACCAGCUGCGGGACACAGAGCUGAUCUACGGAGCAAAGCAUGGCUGGCGCAAUGCAUCCCGCUGCGUAGGCAGGAUUCAAUGGUCCAAGCUACAGGUGUUUGAUGCCCGAGACUGCACCACAGCUCAUGGGAUGUUCAAUUACAUCUGCAACCACAUCAAAUACGCCACCAACAAAGGGAACCUCAGGUCUGCUAUCACCAUAUUCCCCCAGAGGACGGAUGGCAAGCACGACUUCCGAGUCUGGAAUGCCCAGCUCAUCCGCUAUGCUGGCUACAAGCAGCCAGACGGUACCGUUCUGGGGGACCCAGCCAACGUGGAGCUCACAGAGAUCUGCAUCCAGCAAGGGUGGAAGGCUCCCAAGGGGCGAUUUGAUGUCCUGCCGCUCCUCCUCCAGGCCAACGGCAAUGAUCCCGAGCUCUUUGAGAUCCCCCCGGAGCUGGUGCUGGAAGUACUCAUCAGGCAUCCCAAGUUUGCCUGGUUUAAGGACCUGGGGCUGAAGUGGUAUGGUUUGCCGGCGGUGUCCAACAUGCUGCUAGAGAUCGGAGGCCUGGAGUUUACUGCCUGCCCCUUCAGCGGCUGGUACAUGGGCACUGAGAUCGGAGUCCGCGAUUACUGUGAUAACUCUCGCUACAACAUGCUGGAGGAAGUAGCCAAAAAGAUGAACCUGGACAUGAGGAAAACCUCGUCACUGUGGAAAGACCAGGCGCUGGUGGAGAUUAACAUCGCUGUUCUGUACAGCUUCCAGAGCGACAAGGUGACCAUUGUGGACCAUCACUCAGCCACAGAGUCCUUCAUCAAGCACAUGGAGAAUGAGUAUCGCUGCCGUGGGGGGUGCCCGGCUGACUGGGUGUGGAUCGUCCCACCAAUGUCCAGCAGCAUCACCCCGGUCUUCCAUCAGGAAAUGCUCAACUAUCGACUCACGCCCUCCUUCGAGUACCAGCCUGACCCUUGGAACACGCACAUCUGGAAAGGGGUCAAUGGGACGCCUACCAAAAAGAGAGCCAUCGGUUUUAAAAAGCUGGCCAAAGCCGUGAAGUUCUCUGCCAAGCUGAUGGGGCAGGCAAUGGCCAAGAGGGUCAAAGCGACCAUCCUCUAUGCCACGGAAACGGGGAAGUCCCAGGUCUAUGCAAAAACCUUAUGUGAAAUCUUCAAGCACGCUUUCGAUGCCAAGGUGAUGUCCAUGGAUGAGUACGACAUAGUCCACCUGGAACACGAAACCCUCGUCCUGGUGGUCACAAGCACCUUUGGCAAUGGAGACCCACCAGAGAAUGGGGAGAAAUUCGGCUGCGCGAUGAUGGAAAUGAGGAAUCCCAACUCUCACCUGGAAGAGAGGAAGAGCUAUAAGGUCCGUUUUAACAGCGUCUCCUCAUACUUGGACGCACGGAAGUCUUCAAGUGACGGGCCCGAAGCCAGGGACAACUUUGAGAGCACAGGGCCUCUGGCUAAUGUCAGGUUCUCGGUGUUCGGCCUAGGAUCGCGUGCCUACCCCCACUUCUGCGCCUUUGCCCGUGCCGUCGACACCCUGCUGGAGGAGCUGGGAGGGGAGCGUAUCCUCCGCAUGGGGGAGGGGGAUGAGCUCUGUGGCCAGGAAGAGUCUUUCAGGACAUGGGCCAAAAAGGUCUUCAAGGCAGCGUGCGAUGUGUUCUGUGUGGGAGACGACGUGAACAUUGAGAAGGCCAACAACUCCCUCAUCAGCAACGACCGGAGCUGGAAGAGGAGCAAGUUCCGCCUGACCUAUGUGGCUGAGGCCCCCGAGCUCACCCAAGGUCUGUACAGCAUUCACAAAAAGCGAGUCUAUGCCGCCCGGCUUCUCACGCGCCAGAAUCUGCAGAGCCCAAAAUCCAGUCGGUCAACGAUUUUCCUGCGACUUCACACCAACGGGCAGCAGGAGCUGCGCUACCAGCCUGGAGACCACCUGGGAGUGUUUCCAGGCAACCACGAGGACUUGGUCAGCGCCCUGAUGGAAAGACUUGAGGAUGCACCCCCAGCCAACCAGCUGGUGAAGGUGGAGCUCUUGGAGGAGAGGAGCACAGCUUUAGGUGUCAUCAGUAACUGGACGGAUGAGAACCGCAUCCCACCCUGCACCAUCUUCCAGGCAUUUAAGUGCUACCUGGACAUCACCACGCCUCCCACCCCGCUGCUGCUGCAGCAGUUUGCCUUACUGGCCACCAGCGACAAGGAGAAGAAACGUCUGCAGGUCCUUAGCAAGGGCUUGCAGGAAUACGAGGAGUGGAAAUGGUCCAAGAACCCCACCGUGGUGGAGGUGCUGGAGGAGUUCCCGUCCGUGCAGAUGCCCUCCACCCUGCUGCUCACCCAGCUGCCCGUGCUGCAGCCUCGCUAUUACUCCAUCAGCUCCUCCCCCGACAUGUCCCCGGACGAGGUGCACCUCACCGUGGCCGUGCUCUCCUACCGGACUAGAGAUGGGGAAGGACCGAUACACCACGGGGUCUGUUCCUCUUGGUUCAACCGGAUACAGGCUGAUGAAGUUGUGCCUUGUUUUGUAAGAGGAGCUCCUGGGUUCCACAUGCCACAAGAUCCCCAGGUUCCCUGCAUCCUGAUUGGCCCAGGUACGGGAAUCGCCCCCUUCCGGAGCUUUUGGCAGCAGCGGCUCUUUGAAAUCGAGCACAAAGCACUGAAGCCCUGUCCGAUGAUUUUGGUCUUUGGGUGCCGACAGUCCAAGAUCGACCACAUUUACAAAGAGGAGACCCUCCUAGCCAAAAACAAAGGCAUCUUCAAAGAGCUGUACACAGCCUACUCCCGGGAACCAGACAAACCAAAGAAAUACGUGCAGGACGUGCUGCAGGAGCAGCUGGCUCAGUCGGUGUACAAAGCGCUGAAGGAGCAGGGAGGCCACAUCUACGUGUGCGGGGACGUCACCAUGGCCGGGGAUGUCUUCAAGGCCAUUCAGCGCAUCGUGAAGCAGCAGGGGCAGCUGUCUGUGGAGCAGGCCGGUGCUUUCAUUAGCAAGCUGAGGGAUGACAACCGAUACCACGAGGAUAUUUUUGGAGUCACCUUGCGUACAUAUGAAGUGACUAACCGCCUUAGAUCUGAGUCAAUUGCGUUCAUUGAGGAAAGCAAAAAGGACACGGAUGACCAGGAAUAGCAGAGACAGGAACGGGCCUCUGAUCUGAAAGGUCGAAUCAGACAAAGCUGCAGUACAGUUUCUUUGAGAGAACGAUCAACUCAGUGGGCUAAAUCCAUUCCAGAAGGAACUGCCCAGGUGAAUCUGACCCAUUGUAUCCGCGAACACAGCCUUUGCCAUUCCACGAGCCCCUGGCACAACAGACAAGCUAGAGCGCGGGAGUGGGCAGGCACAGCUGGAGCUGGUUGAAAAUUUCCCGAUGGAAUAAAGUUCAGUGGGAACGCGCCAAUUGGACGGAAUUGAAUUGUUCUGUGGGAAUGUGUCCAUUUCGUCAAUGGACACCAGACCAGCCAGCUGUCAGGCUCCCUGGGAGCCACAGCUCUCCAAUGCCUGGGCUGCACACCUGGUAGGGGGGCAAACUUGCCGGCUACCCGGGGAGCCAGAUGGCCAGUUCCCCAGCCAAGGGAGCUAACUGAAGGCCCGAUCCCGUUCACACUGAAACCAAAUGGCAGAAUACUCAUUGGGAUCCAAGGUGGCUUUACUGGCUCCAUGCUGAAGCUCAACUGGCUGGUGGCCAGAUGUGCUCAUGGCAUUUAAAGGCUAACUGUCCCGUGCCAGUAAGGGGGACUGCUGGGCUAAGCGUGGAAGGGAGUAUUGGUAGCU